Molecule: messenger RNA, 8912 nt
Organism: Jaculus jaculus (lesser Egyptian jerboa)
Lineage: Eukaryota; Metazoa; Chordata; Mammalia; Rodentia; Dipodidae
Gene: Xylt1
Product: xylosyltransferase 1
Exons: 12
Coding region: 16-2910 (964 amino acids)
Biological process (GO): chondroitin sulfate proteoglycan biosynthetic process; heparan sulfate proteoglycan biosynthetic process
Cellular component (GO): membrane
Molecular function (GO): protein xylosyltransferase activity
Source: RefSeq, a predicted model, not a curated record
GCGAGCGGUCGGAAGAUGGUGGCGGCGCCGUGCGCCCGGAGGCUGGCCCGGCGCUCGCACUCGGCGCUGCUGGCGGCGCUCACGGUGCUGCUGCUGCAGACGCUGCUCGUGUGGAAUUUCAGCAGCCUGGACUCGGGCGCCGGCGAGCUGCGCGCCGGAGCCGCCGAGCAGCCGCCCCCGGCCCCCGCGCCGCGCCGAGAGCGCCGGGACCUGGCCGCCCCGCCGCCCGCAGCCCGCGGAGGAGGAGGAGGAGGAGGAGGACGAGGACGAGGAGGCGGCGGCGGCGGCGGCGGCGGAGCUCGGGGGCCCCCGGCGCGCGCCAAGGGAGGCGGCCCCGGAGAAGCCCGCGCGCAGCGGCCGGCCGGCCGUGGGGCACCGCCUGCACGCGCCAGGGAUCCACACCCGACUCCUCUGAUGACCUUGGAAACCCAGGAUGGCUACUUCUCCCACAGGCCCAAAGAAAAAGUACGAACAGACAGCAACAAUGAGAACUCCGUGCCCAAGGAUUUUGAGAAUGUUGACAACAGCAACUAUGCGCCCAGGACGCAGAGGCAGAAGCACCAGCCCCCCGAACUGGCGAAGAAGACCCCCAGCCGGCAGAAGGAGCGUUUGCAGGGGAAGCCGGAGCCCCAGGACAAAGGACAGAGACAACUGGAGAAAGGCCCCAAUGAUGUGCCGCCCCCUGGCGAGAGAACUGCAGCCAACAGCAGCCAUGGGAAGGAUGUCUCCAGACAGUCCCAUGCCAAGAAGAAGGGUGGUAACGGGACCCCUGAGACCAAGUCUGACCAGCCCCCUAAGUGUGACAUCUCUGGGAAGGAAGCCAUCUCGGCCCUCACCCGCGCUAAGUCCUCACGCUGCCGCCAGGAGAUCGGAGAUGCCUACUGUCGUCACAAGCUGGGGCUGCUGAUGCCCGAGAGGGUGACCCGUUUCUGCCCCCUGGAGGGCAAAGCCAACAAGAAUGUGCAGUGGGACGGUGACUCUGAGGACUACUUGCCUGCCAACCCAGUCAGAAUCGCCUUUGUCCUGGUGGUCCAUGGGCGUGCCUCUCGGCAGCUGCAGCGCAUGUUCAAGGCCAUCUACCACAAAGACCAUUUCUACUACAUCCAUGUGGAUAAGCGAUCUAAUUACCUGCACCGUCAAGUGCUGCAGUUCGCCAGGCAGUACGGCAACGUCCGUGUCACCCCCUGGAGGAUGGCCACCAUCUGGGGGGGUGCCAGCCUCCUGUCCACCUACCUUCAGAGCAUGCGGGACCUCCUGGAGAUGACGGACUGGCCCUGGGAAUUCUUCAUCAACCUCAGCGCCGCUGACUACCCCAUCAGGACAAAUGACCAGCUGGUGGCAUUCCUUUCGCGAUACCGAGAUAUGAAUUUCUUAAAGUCGCAUGGCCGGGACAACGCAAGAUUCAUCCGCAAACAAGGCCUGGACCGGCUUUUCCUGGAAUGUGAUGCCCACAUGUGGCGCCUGGGGGACCGGCGGAUCCCAGAGGGCAUUGCUGUGGAUGGUGGUUCCGACUGGUUCCUGCUGAACCGGAAGUUUGUGGAGUAUGUGACGUUCUCCACCGACGAUCUGGUGACCAAGAUGAAACAGUUCUACUCUUACACCCUGCUGCCUGCUGAGUCCUUCUUCCACACGGUCCUGGAGAACAGCCCCCACUGUGACACCAUGAUCGACAACAACCUACGCAUCACCAACUGGAACCGCAAGCUGGGCUGCAAAUGCCAGUACAAGCACAUCGUGGACUGGUGCGGCUGCUCCCCAAACGACUUCAAGCCUCAGGACUUCCACCGCUUCCAGCAGACAGCAAGGCCUACUUUCUUUGCCCGCAAGUUCGAAGCCGUGGUUAACCAGGAAAUCAUCGGGCAACUGGACUAUUACCUGUAUGGAAACUACCCGGCGGGCACCCCGGGCCUCCGCUCGUACUGGGAGAAUGUCUACGACGAUCCUGACGGCAUCCACAGCCUCAGCGACGUGGCACUCACCCUGUACCACUCCUUUGCCCGCCUGGGCCUGCGUCGGGCUGAGUCCUCUCUUCACACAGAUGGGGAGAACAGCUGCAGGUACUAUGCAAUGGGCAACCCGGCCUCUGUCCACCUCUACUUCCUUGCUGACCGCUUCCAGGGCUUUCUGAUCAAGCAUCAUGCUACCAACCUGGCUGUGAGCAAACUCGAGACACUGGAGACCUGGGUGAUGCCAAAGAAAGUCUUCAAGAUUGCAAGUCCCCCCAGUGACUUUGGGAGGCUUCAGUUUUCUGAGGUUGGCACCGACUGGGAUGCCAAGGAGAGGCUGUUCCGCAACUUUGGAAGUCUCUUGGGACCCAUGGAUGAGCCAGUGGGAAUGCAGAAAUGGGGCAAGGGUCCCAAUGUGACGGUGACUGUCAUUUGGGUAGAUCCUGUCAAUGUCAUCGCAGCCACCUACGACAUCCUCAUUGAGUCCACUGCUGAGUUCACACACUAUAAGCCGCCUUUGCACUUGCCUCUGAGGCCUGGGGUCUGGACAGUGAGAAUUCUCCAUCACUGGGUGCCAGUUGCAGAGACCAAGUUUCUGGUUGCCCCUCUGACCUUCUCCAACAGGCAACCCAUCAAACCAGAGGAGGCAUUGAAGCUACACAAUGGGCCGCUCCGCAGUGCCUACAUGGAGCAGAGCUUCCAGAGUUUGAACCCCGUCCUGAGCCUGCCCAUCAGCCCCGCCCAGGUGGAGCAGGCGCGGAGGAAUGCAGCCUUCACCGGCACAGUAUUAGAGGCCUGGCUGGACUCGCUGGUGGGCAGGAUGUGGACCACCAUGGACAUAUGUUCCACAGGCCCCACCGCCUGCCCUGUCAUGCAGACCUGCAGCCAGACCGCCUGGAGUUCCUUCAGCCCUGACCCCAAGUCGGAGCUGGGGGCCGUCAAACCCGAUGGCCGGCUCAGGUAGCGCCAGCCACGUGGGGCUGAUAGAGCCUGAACCCCAGCCUCUGACCUUGGGGGCGGGGAACCUUCUUUGCAAGGGCCCUCUGCUAGCCCCAUAAUGAUGGAGAUAGAGGGUUUGGAGGUAUAACAGGGUCAUCUUGUGUUGUCAAGUUGACCUCUGGGGGUGGGGUGACUCAGAGCCAGGACUGCAGCGGUCUCCCCUCUCCUGGUUGUUCCUUAAUCCUGCAGGCUCCUGUCUUCCCCUUCCAGUUGACUUGCAGUUGUUCCCCCCCACCACAAGUGAGUUUCAAACUUUUAUUUUGAGCAGCAGAACUUUGUUUACUCAGCACAAGUGGAAGUUCAAGGUGAGGAUGAAACCCAGGCUGCUCUGAUUGAUGCUGAGCACUGGGAGGUUCCUUCUCGAAGUCCAGCCCACAAGGUAGUUCCAUAGCCAGGGCCACAUCCCGAGGCACCUCUCCAGAACACAAGGGCUCUACACAAGCCAGUUGGAUAAACACUGCCCAAACUGAGGGUUGGAGCUCUAGCCCUGCCCUUGCAUUUAUUUCGUGGUUCCUUUGGCUGGGGAAACCCUGUGCCCAUGUUAAAGCGAACACACUAUGGAAUGGCAUGGUCGUGGGCUUUUCCCAGGGAGGUAGCAACCGUGGAAGGGCUCCAAGAAUUCCACCAGCCCUUCCUGGAUUAUACUGUUCUCCCUGAUAACCCAAAGCACAGGAGAACCUUUUGAUGUAACAUGGGCAAGGUCCAGCCAGACAAGUGACUGCCAAUUUUCCACUGUUCUGGGCCAUGCUCUUGCCAAGGCCUUUCACGCAUGGUAGCUAGAACAGGGUGAUACAUACUAACCCGAAGCUUCACGUCUCCUAGCUGCCUGUUGUGUGGGAAAUGGAGACCAUGGCCUCUUUGGCCCUUGAAGAUGGGAACAUUGGUCUUGCUUGGAACAGAAUUCCUGAGCUGUACCACCCUCACUUGCCAGGCACCCCAAACUUCUGUCGAUUGCACGCUGGGUGCCGUUGAUAGUGACCAAACUGCAUGGGCCAGACUUCUUCCACCAAGGAAAAAGUAUCUCAGAUUCAGUUUGCAAAGUACAUGUAUUUCCUUAUCCAAGGUGCCAACAGGCUUACCUGGCCAUGCCACAUCAAAGGAAGUUGGAGUGUCAAGGUUGAGUGAAGGUGAUUUUAAAAAAAAUAAUUAAAAGUAGCAUUACUCACCUUGUGUGAGUCACAAGAAGCCUGCAGGGUUUCCUUGCUGUGUAUGUCCUGGAAGGUCAUCCCAUGCUAGUCUGGUGUGGCGUCAUUGAGGGAGAGCCCCCCCCAUUUUUCUAUGGGUCCGACCUCUCUCAAAUGGUAGGGUUCUAUGGGGAAAAUCACACUGUUUCCAUGGUGAGUCAGUCCUUUCCUCUCAGCAUGGGUGUGAAAAUACUGCAGGCCACCUUAUGCCCCUCCCCCACCCAGCAAGGCAAGAUGUCCCACCAGCAAUGGAGGACAUAGAGAAGGGACAAUAGAUAUUUAUUAUUUAUAUGUUUUAGUCAAUGACUAAUUAGUAGGUGCUGUUUUCGCAGCCUGUCAAUUAUGUUAUCUUACUAACUGAAACUGCCUUUAUUCACAAAAGGCUUGCCCUUCCCCAUCCAUCCCUGAGCCUCUCUCUCUCUCUCGCUCUCUCUCUCUUGCUCUUGCUGUUUCUAGUUCUCGAUGUCUUCCCUACAUCCUUCUUGUCCUCAGAACAGACCAGGGAUGUUAGACACGUGAGACAGCUUCAACCGGCGUCAUCUACCUGCAGGACGUGGAUUCCUUUGGGAUCAUUGAAGCUCACCUUUCCUUAUGUAGGAUGUUGGCCUCAUCUGUCCCCGCAAAUUAAAGAUGUUGGGAUCCCUGAGCCUGCCUGCUUCCCAGCACAGGUGCAGGGAUGUGGCAGGCUGAAGGAGAGAGUGUGCUGGUGACAGAAAGCUAGACACACCUGUUGACUUCACGUAAUACUUUCCACACCCAAUGCAUGUAGCCUUGUCUCCCUGUGUGGUUCCUUCCAAAGGCCAUCUGUCUUAGGAACAGGAGAGGGAGGUCACACCCAGCCAGGAGACCUCAUGAGAUAGCAAUUAUCUGUUCUGGUAACGGGGACUCCAGGUGGCUUUCUCAGAAAGCCGAAUAGGACCUGCAGUGGUUUUAUAAACCCCGUGGUAGCCAGGAGUCUUGUGCGCCAAACUCUUUGUGCCCCAGCCUCUGCUCUAGCCAAGGUUUCCCUGGGUCUGCAAGAGUUCCGAGGGUCUUCACCUUCACCUGCUCUGUGAGGGCCAAGCUUCUUUCUCUUCUGUGCUGUUACUGCAGUGGCUCUGGAGACAUAGCCCUGGCAAGUCCCUGUUUGUACUGGGGGACACAGACCUUGUGACCGAUUCCCUCCUAACCCAUUCAUAUGUCUGACUCCUCUCACCCUCAGACAAGUGAGGAAAAGGUGGAGGUUUUCUGUCCACAUGUUCCACACCUAAUUGGAGCGUCCCUCGGACUCUCUGUUUUAGACCCAGAGAAUAAUUUUGCAGAUCUUAUAUUGGGCCAAAAAAAAAAAAAAAAAUGGAGAAUUUAAACAAAGCCCAAUGUGAUUUGAGAAAAGGUGAUUUUUUUUCCCCAUGGAAUAUAGUAUAAAUAUUUAUUAUGAUUAUCAUCAUCAUCAUGAUAUUAUUUAUCUGCAUAAGAACUGUUGGCUCUUACAUUGGUCAAACAGCCGUGCAUGGUGGCUCCCUAAGGAUUUCAAAAGAAUAGAAUGAUCAUCACUAGGAAUUCAGUUAUGGUCAGCCAGGUUGCAGAGGCAAGAAGCUAUGGGGCUUAACCACCCACAGGGUCCCUGGAGACUUUGUAAGGCGAAGAGGAGAGACUUGGGCACCAGCUUUUGGAGAGAAAGAAGUAUUUAUUUGUUGCAGUUCUGCUUGCCAUCUCCCACUGCUCAAUGACAUUCAGGCAGAAAUGAAUUCCUUCCCAACUCCCACUUCCAGGCCGCGAACAGAGCAGUAAUUCCCCUAGGAGGAAGUGAAAAAUCUGCAAAGGCUCCCCCAGUUUGUAGAAUACACUCCCUUCUCCCUUUGCAAAAGGGCCUUUCUAGUGGGAUCAUGAGACCUUCUGAUUUUAUUUCUCAUUAUUAGUUUAACUUUCAAAAUUCAGAUAGAACUUAGAAUGAAUAAACAAGAUUAUACAGCCCCCCCACUCCCAUGGCACAAGGCAGGAUUAUUGCUACUCUGUAAGCAUGCCUGGUUGUGCAAGGGCCAUAUGGUUGUCUAGUUUUCAGAUACAUAGGAGAGCAUUGGAUGGAACUGACCUCAUUGUCAAGAAGACAUGGAAGAAGAAAGACCAGUGGCCACUAGGUGUAAGGUAUAAGAAAAUGCCUUUCACAGCCGAGUUCACUGAGGGUGCAGAACACCGGCUCCUGACGGCAUUUUAGGGAGCGAAAUAGACUGGUAACGUGUGUCAAUAUGGUUAGCGUGCCAAGAAGGCUUGUUGGUCAGACACGGCUGUAGGGUGACGGCAGCCUCAGUACACAAAUACAGAUGAGAAAAACCAGUGGUAAAGGACACAAGGGAGACAGAGGACUGUGGUCUUUCUGGUAGGCACGUGGCUCCUCCAGGAAGAGUCACCGUGGCCUAGACUUCACUGCAUGUGAAAAUAUAGCUCAGUGUAGAGGAAUCUUCCAAUUCGGUAAGGGAAGUCAGAAAUGUAGAUCUUUUUAAAUUAAAAAAAAAAAAAUCUUACUGCUUUCCAUGUUGGCUACUUUUUCCAUUCUAACAGAUGUGAGGAAUAAACAAAAAUUCCAUAGUUAUGCACACUCCGCUCUAUGAAGAGAUGGGUAGAAUAAGAGAAGGCCUUGCCCUGGUGGAAUAGGGAGGACCAGGCAUGAGGGAAGAGCAGAGAGUCACUCACAAAGAGAAUCCUCUUACAGGGACCAUCCUCUUGGGAAGGACAGGCUUCCGGAAAGGACGAAAUGAUUAGAGAUCUAGAACGCUGUCUCUUAGGCAUAGAGAGGCCCUCAUUUUCUUGGGUCCUCACAUUCCUAGAUUCCAUCAAACCAGGCAGAAAUGACAAGGACAGGUCCAGGGGAAGUUGCUGGCUGUGAGGCACCCCUGUUUUCUCCAGAUCUCAAGUUCAGGCAGCCGUCCUUCCUGCCACCUCUGGAACAGCUUCAGAAAGUGUGCGGGGCUCUGCUUGCUCGAGUCGCCUUUUUUGCUUCUGCCUCAGUUACCUUACCUCGCCUGUGGAUUAACCCCAGGCGCUACCUCAGUGUGUCUGCUGCGAAGUUUACCUGGAGGGGGCGAUGAAAUGAAGGUAUCAAGCGUGCUGGAGCUGAAUGUAUGAUCUAUGCAAAUUUUCAUUUCCCUCUCUCUCUCUCUCUCUUUCUCUCUUUCUCUCUCUCUCUCUCCCCCCCCCAUCUCCUCUCUGCAUUAGAAGUAUUUUUUUUUUUUAAUCUUAGAAAAGACAUACUGUACUGGACCCUCAUAAAACUGAGGAAAGAUUUCAUGCGCCACCCGUGUCUUCCCCUCACAUUGUCUUGGGUUCAGUUGUUGUCAAGCUCCAGGGAGAAGGUGGCCUCUCUUCUCUCUCCACUUGGCUGGGAAUACUCCCACUGCCUCUGCCUGUAGACACCCCCCAGGAAGCACGUUCUGCACCAUGCUACCCCCAUUCCUGAUUUCAUCUCGUUUCUGUAUUUUCUUCCAACUUCCUUCUCCUACUUUCUGCCUUUCCCACCCCUUCCAAAAGCCUUAGGUUUCUCCCUUUUGAAAUGUGGCCUUAAAAUUAUUUUUGGAAAGCCGACAACCCCCACCCCGUGUUCCUUUUCCGCCAUCAUCACAGAUGAGCAUGUUUUAGCUUGUGUGACCCCCCCCACCCCCCGCCUCAAGCAAAGAGACAGCCAAUCUGUGGUUUGCAGAUGUGAAAGAAAUGGCUCACAAAUGUCAUGUUUAAGAAAAAUGUUCUUAAAUUAUUCCUAUGGGCAAAAUGACGGCUUUGGUGCUUGUCUAGACCUGAAGCAUGCUGUCUCCUGAGCAUGUUGUCACAGCCAUGGGCUGGCAUCAUUUCCAGGACACCCUCUACAGCUUCCCAACCUCCCCUUUUCCCAAGACUGGGUGACUUUAUAGGUACUUCAUUCAAGGGUAAAGCAGGAGAGUUUUUCAGUUUAUCGCUUUGUCCUUCCUGCCUGGAGAGUGAUAGCACUAAAUAUUCCCAGUGGAUGGAUCGUGUUCUCAGAAGGAUAAUCCUCUCCCUCCUCAGACUCCAUCCUUCAUCCCUCCACCAUGCCAGUGCUGAUGGAGUCCAAAGACAACCCCAGAGUUUCCAUGGGAAAGUCACUGGAAUCGAGGAUGAUUGUCUUUGUGGUCUUUGCUUUUCUAAAGAAAAUAAUGAUUUUUAUGUUGUCAAUCACAUUUGUUUGGAUAUUUGUUCUAGAGGCCUCAUGAUAAGUUAUUACUGUCUCCCUCAUUGUUUUCGAAGACAUGUGCUGAUAUAGUUUUUAAAAAUAACUAUUUUGUUAUAGACCAUAAUAUGCAUAAAAACUGUACAGAAAUAUUUUGUAAUGUAUUGAUUUUAAAAAGAGAAUAUGUAAAUAAAGUUUUAAAAAAAGAGAGAAUUCAUGUGACACACACUGAAAGAUGUAGAUAUUUUGCUAUUUAUUUAAAGGAGUAUUUUAAGAGAUAUUGAACUAUCUGAGAUUGACUAAUAAUUAAAAUUCUAACCAUCCGAAUACUUUUCCUCCAUACAGAGUGUGAUCCUCAAAAACAAUUGCAUUACCUGCCCAUAUUUGCACCUUUUCUGUCUUUUCAUUUAACAGAAAAAAUAACAACAACAAAAGUGUGCCUUAGCUGUAUUGUUUUAUGUCUAGGGGAGUUUAUUUCUGUCUGACAAAGCAAAAUUUUUGCAGAAAACAGUGGGUGUAUUAAAUACUGUACCAUACCAAAAACACUGCAAAUGUAUAUAGAUGCUUUCUGUCAUACUGUGUUUUCAGAUGCAGAAUUUUAAAAUUAAAAAAAAAGUCUUUAUGGAA